Prosopis cineraria is the source of this 1065-nucleotide messenger RNA. Its product is annotated as thaumatin-like protein. The transcript has a single exon. Gene Ontology annotation, biological process: defense response. Gene Ontology annotation, cellular component: extracellular region. Lineage: Eukaryota; Viridiplantae; Streptophyta; Magnoliopsida; Fabales; Fabaceae. The coding region runs from base 53 to 802 and encodes 249 amino acids. The record is from RefSeq and is a predicted model, not a curated record.
UCGCAGUCUUUAAGGCUACCCAAGGUAGUCAUUGCCCUCAACUCUUUUCAAAAUGCCUUCUUUCUCUCUGCAACUGCUUCUCUCGCUGGCUCUCCUCACCCUCACCCUCACCCUCACCCGUGCCACUCAGCUCAUCCUCCUCAACAACUGCAGGCACGACAUAUGGCCCGCACUUCUGGGCACUGCAGGCCACCCCACCCCAAGAGAUGGCGGCUUUCUCCUUUCUUCUGGCCAGGAGACUCUUCUGCAACUCCCUCCCUCCUGGUCCGGCCGCAUUUGGGCCAGAAAUGGCUGCUCCUUUCACCCCACCACCGCAAAAGGCUUCUGCCAGACUGGAGAUUGCGCCGGCCUCUUACACUGCCGCGGCCUCGGCGGCCUCCCUCCCGCUACGCUCGUUCAGAUCUCCCUCGCUACCUCCCACUCUCCCUUGCAUUUCUACGACGUCAGUUUGGUUGACGGUUUCAACCUCCCCGUCGCCAUCAAGCCUGUCGGUGCCACCCUCCGCUGUGGCGUCGCCUCCUGUCAGGCCGACUUGAAUCUUUGUUGUCCGCCCGCCCUGGCCGUUCGCCGACGAGGCAAGAUCGUCGCCUGUAAGAGCCCUUGUCUUGCCGCCAAAUCCGAUCGAUAUUGCUGCACUGGCGACUAUGCUAGCCCCGGCAAGUGUAAGCCUACGGUGUUUGCUCGUCUGUUCAAGCUCAUUUGCCCUCAGGCUUACGCCUAUGCUUAUGAUGAUUCCACGGCGCUCAAGACCUGCAACGCCACUCAUUAUGUCAUCACCUUUUGCCCUCCUAUUCCUAACUGACUCGUGAACAUCCUUUUUAAUUAAUGCGGUUUCCUGGGGAUGUUCUUUAGUUCUUCGAGUUUAUCCACGAAGUGCAGGAUUCCAAAUUUGCGGUGGGCUAUCUCAUCUCAAACUGUAACCGCAUUUGAUGCUUUCUCACGUCAAUGGAUUCUCUUACUGUCAUGAUCAUGAACCGUGACUAAAUUUAAGCUUUCCAAUAUUUGCAGCCAUCGGAAAAAGUUUUAAUCUUCAAAUCACGAUGGCUUGUAUGUUUCUGUAUUUCC